AUGUCUAAACAUGAUCUCGUUCUCAAAGCCAUCGUUGGCCCAGAUAAGCGAGGAGAAACCGGCGAUCAUUGCGACAAGUCUGAGAAGGUAUUGCCAACGGGCAUUAUGGGAUUUAUUCUGGCAAUCAGGUCAAGACGCUCCCCGAUUCUGGUCAUACCCAUUGGCAUCAUGGGAUUGGUUUUAGCCGUGAACGGGUCCAGACCCUCUUCUGAUUUGAUGAGCGGCCUGAGGUCAGUGAGCAUUGCAUGUGCCGCUCUAUCAGUACUAACCAUCAUUACCUAUGCGAUGGCACUCAAUAGCAUAUUGAUCAUCAAAUAUUUCGAGGCACAAACUAGUAAAGAAGACCAGAAACCUCCAUGGUUUGCUGAAAAAGACGUAGAAAUCGAGUUCCGGAAAGAGGAAAAAACAAUGAUAGCUGUACAUGUCUUGAUUAUCAUGUGUUCCAUCCUCGAAAUUAUACUUGCCAUGGCAAGUGUUCGGACCGCCAAGGCCAUGGCUAAGGAGCCACAAGACACCUAG
Messenger RNA from Pocillopora verrucosa, 519 nucleotides. NCBI's taxonomy places the organism in Eukaryota, Metazoa, Cnidaria, Anthozoa, Scleractinia, Pocilloporidae. The record is from RefSeq and is a predicted model, not a curated record.